CAAGAGAGAACACUCAAACAACUGUCAAAGUGGGAAGAAAUAGAAACUCAGUUCAAAACAUCGCUGUUGCACGUGUUCCAAAAGCAAUUUUUAUUCGUAUUUUAGCUUAUUUUUAACAGAAAUUUUUCAUAAAAUUAAAUAAAACAAAAUGCAGCACGAUGAUGUUGUUUGGAGCAUCAUCAAUAAAACAUUUUGCUCACACAAAGUCAAAACCGAUACACGUACCUUUUGUCGCCAUGAAUACAAUAUAACCGGUAUGUGCACCAGACGUACCUGUCCACUGGCCAAUUCACAAUAUGCCACCGUACGCGAAGAAAAAGGUAUCAUUUAUCUUUACAUGAAAACAGCCGAAAGAGCUCAUAUGCCCAGCAAAAUGUGGGAACGUGUUAAACUGUCGCGUAAUUUCGAAAAAGCCAUACAACAGAUCAAUGAAAAUCUAGUAUUUUGGCCCAAAUAUAUGAUAGCCAAAAAUAAACAAAGAUUCUUAAAAAUCACACAAUAUUUGAUACGUAUGCGUAAAUUAAAGCUGAGACGUCAAAAGUUGAUUGUACCCUUAUCCACUAAGAUCGAAAGAAGAGAGACUAGAAGAGAACAGAAGGCUUUGGUGGCGGCCAAGAUUGAGAAUCAUAUUGAAAAGGAACUUAUGGAACGUUUAAAACGUGGCACCUACCAGGAUAUUUACAAUUUCUCACAAACUGCUUUCAACAAGGCUUUGGCUGCCGAAGAAAUUGAAGAUGAGGAUGAAGAAGAUAUGGAAGAAGAACAAGAAUUAGAACAUGAAAUGGAUGAUGAAAGUGAAGCUAAGGAGUUAAGAAGAGAACUUUUAGAUGAAGAAUUUGUUGAAGCUGAUUCGGAGGAAGAAAUCGACGACGAUGAUGAUGAUGGUGCCUCUAGUGAUUCGGGUGAAAGAGAAGAUGUUGAAGUUGAUAGUGAUUUUGAGGUAUCAGAUGAUGAGGAUGGUGAUGGUUCAGAUAUUGAGGAUACAGCUGCUGGUGCCUUUGUACGUGCUCCUCCCAAAUCGCCUACCAAAUCUAAACCAUCUACGGCUGCUGCCUCUAAGAGUAAAUCGAAAACAAAUGGUGUUUCUGCAGUGUCCGCUGGUAAAACGAAAAGACGUCUUAAAAAGCCUAAAGUCGAAAUUGAAUAUGAAAUGGAAACCGAAACAGACCGGCAAAGGCUACAUAACUGAGGUAGUAGUAAUUUUAAAUUUUAUCACUAACGUUUUUUGUAUAAUAUAAUAAAAAAAUAUAUAAAAUUAAAAACAAUUUAAAUCACAACAACAA
Molecule: messenger RNA, 1283 nt
Organism: Lucilia sericata (common green bottle fly)
Lineage: Eukaryota; Metazoa; Arthropoda; Insecta; Diptera; Calliphoridae
Product: protein MAK16 homolog
Exons: 4
Coding region: 149-1189 (346 amino acids)
Biological process (GO): maturation of LSU-rRNA; maturation of 5.8S rRNA
Cellular component (GO): preribosome, large subunit precursor; nucleolus
Source: RefSeq, a predicted model, not a curated record